Messenger RNA from Mytilus californianus (California mussel), 1668 nucleotides. RefSeq lists its product as uncharacterized. NCBI's taxonomy places the organism in Eukaryota, Metazoa, Mollusca, Bivalvia, Mytilida, Mytilidae. The coding region runs from base 379 to 1668 and encodes 429 amino acids. The record is from RefSeq and is a predicted model, not a curated record. The transcript is spliced from 3 exons.
UUGUAAGAACAUUUUUACUUAUCCCAGAAUGGUAUUUGUUAACUCCAGAAGAAGUGGAAACAAUUAAAACGUAUAUCGUGGAAUCGUCAGCAGAUCGUGCUCACGUUUACUGGAGCAUUACUUUAGACUGUGCAGCGUGUUGUAAUGGAUGCUAUUUUUGUGGUUUCACAAAGAAUUUGUGUAGUGGAAGCGUCAAGGCAGAAAGCAGGUCCGAUUAGUCGGGAUUUAAUGUGAACUUUAAAUCUAUAUUUGGAAUUGUUAAUACCACGUUUGCUUAAAUUCAUUUAAAGACUUGCAAAAAUGGCGGAAAACGGCGACAGCGACCGCUAAGUGGAGAUCUUUAAUGACAGUGAUCGGGUUAAGUUGUGGGCAGCAACUAUGAAAUUAAACGAUAACACCUCAUCGGAGUUAUUGAGACAUGGAUUUGACACUAUGGAGGCAAUUUCGAUGAUUGAGUCAGAAGAUAUGCCAACUUUCAACAUCCCGUUAGGCCAGCAAAAAGUUUUGCUUAGAGCGUUGCAGAAAACUUUCAAGACCGGUCGAGACGAAAAUGGUGGAAAUAUUAAUGGGGCGUCAAUGCGCAACACAAGUGAAAUCGGAGGCGGAGUCACCACAAGAGAGAUUGGAGGCGGGGUUUACAAUAAAGAUGGCGACAGUAGUACUUCCGUAAACAUCCAAGAUGGCGGCAGAAGCACUUCCGUAAACAUUCAAGAUGGCGGCGUCCAUGCGAACAUUCCUAGAGCGGACGAUACAUAUAUCCAGGAAAUUAUGAAAAUGAUGGCAGUGCAAAAGGACAAUAAUGGACAUUCAAUCAAUGAUUUUAAUGCUAAAUCCUCUCAUUCUCAAGGCUCACUGGCAUCCAAGGAGAUGACAACACUGGAUAGUAUUGUGGCAAAAUUUAGAAAUCAUACUUAUGCUGAGUCUACCAAAAAGACGUAUCAGAACUAUUUAAAAUCCUAUAUGGAAUUCUGUAGAAGAAUUAACAUUGCCCUUGUUCCUUUGAGUCCUUUGAACUUAGCAAGAUAUGUAGCCUAUUUGUCUGCGAGACUACAGUUUAACUCCAUAAAUAAUUACUUGUCAAUUAUCCGUUUGUUACAUUUAGAAGCAGGGAUUACGUCUCCAUUGGAGUCAUUUUUUAUGGAUUCGGUACUAAAAGGUGCUAAGCGUGUAUUAGGAUGCACAGUUCAUAGCAAAUUGCCUUUAACGCCGAAGAUUUUAAAUGAAAUAUUCACUUUGUUGUCAUUAAGCAGUAGUAAGGACUUAUGCUUUUGGGCAGCCUGCUUAGUUGCCUUCUUUUCCUUUUUAAGAAAGUCAAAUUUAUUUGCUCCAUCUCUUUCAGCUUUUGAUCCUGUGCGACAGUUAUCUCGAGAAGAUAUCACUUUUCAUGCAGAGGUUCAUGAAAAAAUCAGAGAUGAACAAAAGGUAAAGAAAGAUGAUGAUAAUUUUAACAGUAUUCCUAAAGAAAAAACAUACAGGUAUGCUCAAGAUCUAGAAAUAAUUAUUGACUCUCAUGGAAAGUCUAUUGUCCUCAAAACUGUACAGAAACAUCAAGGUUCUUGGACCAGGAAUGAAGAAUAUAAAGGUGCAGGGGAGACUAUUCUUGAAACAACCAACAAAGACACCAGACAUAUUGUCUUAGGUGUAGGAAGCAAUGACUUGAGUAUUUAA